Sesamum indicum (sesame) is the source of this 796-nucleotide messenger RNA. RefSeq names its product putative lipid-binding protein AIR1B. NCBI's taxonomy places the organism in Eukaryota, Viridiplantae, Streptophyta, Magnoliopsida, Lamiales, Pedaliaceae. The record is from RefSeq and is a predicted model, not a curated record.
UCAAUUCAUCUCCAAACAUAAACCUCACAUUUCCUCUUUAUAAUGAGCCCCGCCCUAACCCCAUCCUACUCUCCAACCCUAACUCCUUACCCAUGGCCGCCUCCCCACUUUCUUCCACCAUUUUAAUCAUUUCCCUCCUCCUUUUUGCCACAUUCACCUCCGGCUGCGGUACGUGUGAGCCUAAGCCUAAGCCGGCACCCAAGGCGCCACCCGUCAACCCUUUUUGCCCCAUUGACACCUUGAAGCUUGGCAUCUGCGCCGACGUCUUGGGGCUGGUAAACGUGGUAGUUGGGAAUCCUCCAUCAGGUGAUAAGUGCUGCGCCUUGCUUCAAGGGCUGGCUGACUUGGAGGCUGCCGCUUGUCUCUGCACUGCCAUUAAGGCCAACGUGCUAGGCAUUAACUUGGAUGUGCCGAUUGCGCUUAGUGUUUUGGUUAGUGCUUGCGCCAAAACCAUUCCUCCUGGCUUCAAAUGUGUAUAAGCAUUAAUGCCACAACAUGGCAAUCAAGAUGACUAGUCCAUUCUGCACUCUACCUAGCUAUCUACUGUUUCUAAUUUUGUUGGAUCGUUUAAUUGGUCAUGUACGUUUGUUCAUGCAUGUGUUGCAAAUUUAAAAGUAAUGUUGGAGUACGUACUAGUGUAUGUUGAUUACUUAGGAUGGAGAUGGAGGGGAUGUUAGUGUAGGUACGUUUGGUGGUGUUGUGCGUUUGAAUUGUUGUUUUGCUUUGUAAGCUGAUUUGGGAUAAUUUUGAUGUCAAUAAACAGACAAGCUGACGACUGUUUGUCAUUUGUACUCUA